AUGACGACCUUUACGAAGCUUGAGCCAGGCAGCCAACCUCUCAUAUCAGUGUAUCCCAACCGCAAGCUCUCCAAGAUCAAUGACAAUGUCUUCGGCGGCUUCACCGAGCACAUGGGGCGCUGCAUUUAUGGAGGCUUGUACGAUCCAGACAACCCGAAUAAAGACUUGAUCGACGAAAAUGGGUUCCGCAAGGAUGUCAUAGAAGCUAUGAGAGAGCUGAAAAUACCAAACUGCCGGUAUCCUGGCGGGAACUUCCUCGCUACCUACCACUGGAUCGACGGUGUCGGCCCCCGGGAGAAGAGGCCCAGAAGGCCCGAGUUGGCAUGGCUGGGGAUCGAAAGCAACCAAUUUGGUACAGACGAAUUCAUGAAGUGGUGUGAGACCGUGGGCACCGAGCCAUAUCUUGCUUUGAACUUCGGCACUGGGACGCUUGACGAGGCAAUGGCCUGGCUGGAAUAUUGCAACUCUAGCCAGGACACCUAUUACGCCAACUUGCGCCGGAGCCAUGGCCGUGAAGAGCCAUAUAAUGUCAAGUAUUGGGCUCUCGGUAAUGAAUGUUGGGGUCCGUGGCAGGUGGAGCAGAUGACCAAGGAAGAUUAUGCCAAAAAGGCAUACCAGUGGGCAAAAGCUUUGAAGCUCAUCGAUCCCUCCAUCACCCUGAUCCUUUGUGGCGAGACUGGUCAUUCCGAGUGGGACUUUCACGUCUUGAAAGAGUGUAUACGAUGGGACCAGCAUGCUCUCGGAGCUGGAAAUGUGACUGCGAGCUUGAUCGACCUGCAUAGCAUCCACAUUUACACUGCCAGCAGCGACCCAGUAAAGAACAGCGUAGCUCCCAAAUCAGCGGAGAGAGCUAUUGAGAUCGCCGCAGGACUCAUUGACUUGGCAAGGAUCCAGAACGGGGUACCAGCUUCGGUCCCCAGACAGACCAUCUGUUUCGAUGAGUGGAAUGUCUGGGACCCGCAAAGAGCUCCAGGAGACCUAGGCGCCGAGGAGAAGUACACCUUGUCGGACGCAUUGGCGGUGGCAGUAUGGCUGAAUGUGUUCAUCCGGCAAAGCAAGUACGUUGGCAUGGCAAACAUUGCUCAAAGUGUGAAUGUGAUCUCACCCUUGAUGACGACCAAAGAGGGAAUCCUCAAGCAGACCACUUGGUGGCCAUAUCUGCUCUUCUGUAAAUAUAUGAGAGGGCACACUAUCGCGACUCAUGUCAGCAGUCCAGUGUAUGAUGGCGAAACGGAACCGAAAUGGUUGCAGGCUGCUGCGGACAUGCCCUGGUUGGAUGUCUCUGCUGCGAUUGAUGAUGAUGGGUGGGCCAGCCUGGUUGUAGUCAAUUUGCAUCUAGAGGAGAAUUUUGAGGUCGCUCUCGAUGGAGUGUAUACUACAGCGAAGGUGUAUACCGUGACUGGGAAAAAGUGGGAUGUCGUCAAUACUGCUGGGGAGGAGAAUGUCGUCGUCCAGGAGGGCGAAUGGAAAUGUGAGCCCAAGUACACAUUUCCAAAGCAGAGCAUGACCAUGCUACGGUGGAAGGUAUGA
Sphaerulina musiva SO2202 is the source of this 1530-nucleotide messenger RNA. Its product is annotated as glycoside hydrolase family 51 protein. Bases 1 to 1530 code for a protein of 509 amino acids. Gene Ontology annotation, molecular function: alpha-L-arabinofuranosidase activity. Gene Ontology annotation, biological process: polysaccharide catabolic process; L-arabinose metabolic process. NCBI's taxonomy places the organism in Eukaryota, Fungi, Ascomycota, Dothideomycetes, Mycosphaerellales, Mycosphaerellaceae. The record is from RefSeq and is a predicted model, not a curated record. The transcript has a single exon.